AUGACUGUCAUCCAGAUGGGAAUCAUCCAAGAGGCAUUGGCACUCUCCAGUCUUAAGAAACAUUUUGAGGCAAAGAGAGUUCCCCUGUAUGGCCUCCUCCAUGAAGAACUGGGAGCUGAAGAAUUUUCCCAGUUCUUCCAGGGUGAGCUGCUCCUUGAUACAGAGCGACGAUUCUAUGGUCCUACAGAGCGUCGCAUGCUGCUGACUGGGAUGUUGAGGUGGAGUGUGUGGAGUAACAUCAUACGAGCCAACAAGAAGGGUGUUGAAGGCAACAUGAAGGGGGAUGGAUCGCUGCUGGGAAGUUUGUUUUUGCUAGGUCCAGGGAAACAGGGAAUAUUGUACGAACACCGGGAGUUGGAAUUUGGUGACCACCAUAACAGCACUCUGCUUUUAGAGGCUUUGGAUAAGAUCAAAUUAGUGAAGGAGUAAUUAUUGUUUAGUGUAUUGUAUGUACCCAUAAUUGAGUGUAUGUGAUAUAUAUAGGGCAGCAGUUAUGUACUUGUUUAUUAAGUGUAAGAUUGGGCUGUGAUGUUUGAGUCAGUGAAACACUCGAUAUGUAUAAUUCUAUACUGAACUUGAGAAAUAAGCAUUUAUCUAACUUAUUAAACUAGUUGUAUAAAAAAUUAUGAUGAAGAACUACACAGUACAAUGCUAGAAUAUUCCAGCAUAAAAGUUGAUUAAUUUAUUGAUAGUAUUGAUUAAAUAACUACAAAACACAUUUAUCAUCCUUGGUUCAUAUUGAACUUAAGAAUAUAUGAACUGGCUGUUUAUCCUCGAUUAGCAAAAGUUAUUCUACAAGUUGUGCAUAUAUAGAUUCCACUUAAAAAAGUAUAUGGUGCAUUAAAGUUAAGGAGAGUGUGUUUUUUUAGAGGCAGCAGACACUGUUCGUGGUUUAUACACACUUCUAUCAUUAAAAUUUACAUAGGAACUGAGUAAAUAUUUAGCUACAUUACAGAAAACUUGUAAAAUUUAGAAAUGAAGGAUAAAUGGCCUGCAAAUGUUCACUAGCAGUAUUAUUGGUAUUUGAUAUAUGUCUUUUCUGGUAAUCUGCUGUUGUCUUCGAACUAAUUAUCAUGCAUGCAAUAUUUUCUUUCCUAGCUUAUUCAUUAUGAACUUUUGAUAGGUUUGAAUUUAUUAACUUUUUUCAGUCACAAGUUGUUCCGUCAUUAUGAUAGUUCUGAGACAAACUUCAUGCCACUUAGGACCACAGUAAAUCCUUUCAAUAAUGGUAUUUUGAUAAAUGGAAUCUUCCAGUAAGUGGAAUUGAAAUGGGUUCUAGUAAAAAAAAAAAAAAUCCCAUCUCCAAGGUUCUGUUUUAGCAUAACACUUUCCAGAGCCCCAUGUGGUGACACUGCCUUGGUACACACAGCCCAUCACCUUCUCAUCAUUUUUAUGGACUUUAUGCACUUUAUAAACACAUGACCAUAGGUAAAUUGUUGCAAAACAGUGGUAAAAGGUUGGGAGAAAAGCAUACCGUAAAUGCAUUGAUGUGAACACAAAACUUGAAAUCAUAUAAAAACUCAAUAAGAAAGUGCCGGAACAAUACUUUAUUGUAUUUUAAUUUGAGGGAAUGUUAACUUAUUGUUAUUAUUUUUUGCUGUUAUGUUCAGUAUUUAUGUGUAGACAUAUAUUUGGCGUCUGUGUUAUGGUACUACAGUGCAUAAUCUCAAAAUACGUUACUUUAGCAAAAAAUUUCCAAGAUAUUUAAAGUAAAUCUACAGUUACUUGAAGUGUCCAAGUGGAUAAUUUGCUAAAACAGAAGAACCUUGCAUCAAUUGUUCCUCUAUUGGGAGGAUUACUGUAUUCAGUGAUAAUUUUAAUAUUUGACUUUUCAUCAGGAAAAAGUUCUGAGAAAACUUUGCCAUUUAGGAGUACAGGUAUCUGUAUUUAAUGAUCAUAUAUUCUCAGUCUUUUUAUCAAGAAAAGUUUAAAGUUUUGUGAUUGUCAGUAGUAUAUAAUGAAGAAAUUUAAUGAUCAUUUGUCCUUGAUCUUCAGGAAAAGUUGAAAGCAACAGUUUUACAUGACAUUCAGAAUCUGGUUUCAUGCUAAGUUUCUUAAGGUUCAUUAUUUUAUGGUGUGUAAAUAUUCUUUUAUAAUGAUUGUUUCAAAGACAGCUAUUUAUGGUAUGAUAGGGAAAAAAGGUUGUUGGUGGAAUAUCUUCACAGAUGGCAUAUGUGUCCAAGAUUUGUACAACUAAUUUUUACGGAGUUUCAAAAUGAUGGUAUGUGCACAAACCCAAGAUUGAGGAGCACAAACUGGAUGAUAAAUUUACCCUGUAAUUAUUAGUUGUAUAAUAUUAACCCCAUGCUCAUGCAUCUGUGUUAACCUAAACCAUGUAAGUGCAACUCGUCUUUCAAAUGGUUAGAUUAAUUUGAAACUUAGUAGGUACUGUGUCAUCAUAGGUAUUCAGGGAUUAAGUUGACUAGUAACAAUUUGCAGUAUUUAUAUAAAAGUUUCUCAGGUUUA
This is a messenger RNA of Homarus americanus (American lobster), 2466 nucleotides long. Its product is annotated as peroxiredoxin-like 2A. Bases 1 to 429 code for a protein of 142 amino acids. The record is from RefSeq and is a predicted model, not a curated record. The transcript has 3 exons. Lineage: Eukaryota; Metazoa; Arthropoda; Malacostraca; Decapoda; Nephropidae.